AAAAGUCUUCUCAUAUCUCUCUAUGUGUACAUUCAUGCAUGCAUAAGAGCUGAUACAAUAAAACCCACAAAACAAAGUAGAGAAGCAUUAGUGUGUGAAGAGAUUUAAAAAGUAAAGAUGGAAAACUCAAUGAAGAAGAAGAAGAGCUUCAUUAAAGAAAGUGAUCACCAAGAUGUAGAGCUAAGAAGAGGGCCUUGGACUCUUGAAGAAGACACUCUUCUCACAAAUUACGUUCUCCAUAACGGUGAAGGUCGUUGGAAUCACGUCGCCAAAUGUGCUGGACUAAAGAGAACCGGGAAAAGUUGUAGAUUGAGAUGGUUAAACUACUUGAAACCAGACAUCAGAAGAGGGAAUCUAACUCCUCAAGAACAGCUUUUGAUCCUUGAGCUUCACUCUAAAUGGGGUAAUAGGUGGUCCAAGAUUGCACAGUACUUACCUGGAAGAACGGACAACGAGAUCAAGAACUAUUGGAGAACAAGAGUUCAGAAACAAGCUCGUCAACUCAACAUCGAAUCUAACAGUGACAAGUUCUUUGACGCUGUUCGUAGUUUUUGGGUCCCAAGAUUGAUGGAGAAGAUGGAGCAGAACUCAUCCACUACUACUUAUUGUUGUCCCCAAAGCAACAACAACAACAACUCUCUUCUUCUUCCUUCUCAAUCUCAAGACUCCAUGAUGAGUAGUACCAUACAAAAGGAUAAAGAUUUCUCGAGUCAAAACCUAAGCUUAAGCAACAUGGACAGUUCUAGUACUUCAACAUGGGCAGUUCCACACUUUAUGGAUCAUAACAACACCAAUAUCAUCGAUAGCUCCAUGUGUUUCCAUCAAGGGAAUGAUCAAGAACUGGGAGGAUAUGUCCCUAUUGGCAUGGAGAACUACUUGGGAAACUCGGACAUCUCAAUGGAAUGCCAUGUGGCGGAUGGUUAUUCAACGUACGAGGAUGUCACACAAGAUCCCAUGUGGAACAUGGAUGACAUUUGGCAGUUUAGGGAGUAAUUAAGUCGUCAAGAAGAUGAGAGGGUGGAGUCCACCAUCAUGGCUUUAUUUAAUAUGGAGUAGUGGAGUACUAUAGUUUUUUUAAAACUUUGUUACAAGUACUCAAAUACUAAUAUAUUUGUCAUUUUUUAGUAUAUGAUCAAA
This is a messenger RNA of Capsella rubella, 1137 nucleotides long. RefSeq names its product transcription factor MYB62. NCBI's taxonomy places the organism in Eukaryota, Viridiplantae, Streptophyta, Magnoliopsida, Brassicales, Brassicaceae. Gene Ontology annotation, biological process: regulation of DNA-templated transcription. The transcript has 3 exons. Gene Ontology annotation, molecular function: sequence-specific DNA binding; DNA-binding transcription factor activity. Bases 118 to 993 code for a protein of 291 amino acids. The record is from RefSeq and is a predicted model, not a curated record. Gene Ontology annotation, cellular component: nucleus.